Fraxinus pennsylvanica is the source of this 486-nucleotide messenger RNA. The record is from the annotation of a GenBank genome assembly. NCBI's taxonomy places the organism in Eukaryota, Viridiplantae, Streptophyta, Magnoliopsida, Lamiales, Oleaceae.
AUGCCAAGCCACAGAACCCCUAUCAACCUUCUUAGAAUAUAUCACUAUUUCUGCAUAUUGUUCAGAUAUGGUCACAUGAUUGACAAUGUCGUGUUAAUUGUCACUGGAACAUUGCAUGAGAGAGAGGUUCAGGAGUUGUUGGUGAAAUGUCACCCCUUGGGAAUGUUUGACAGCAUUGCUACCCUGGCAGUUGCUCAGAAUAUGAGGGAGCUUUACAGACUGGUGCUUGUUGACACACCCCUUGCUCCAUAUUUCUCUGAUAUUGGCACUGAGCUUACACGAGAUGAUCGCAGAAAAUUGUACUCUAAUUUUGGCUUACUUUAUCCCUACGGUCUCGAGGAACUCGCAAUCUCUGAGGAUAUGGAUCAGGUGAGUUGUGGAGGCUAUAAAACCUACAGAAGUAAAAGGGUGCUGUUGUUGUUGGACAAUAUAGGGAGUCUACUUCUUGUUGUUGAUGAUAUAGUGCCAAUUCUGAAAGGCUUUUGA